Molecule: messenger RNA, 2895 nt
Organism: Sesamum indicum (sesame)
Lineage: Eukaryota; Viridiplantae; Streptophyta; Magnoliopsida; Lamiales; Pedaliaceae
Product: glycine-rich domain-containing protein 2
Source: RefSeq, a predicted model, not a curated record
AUGAAGAGAUUGGCUAACACGAGAAGGUAACGGCCGUUGCCGCGAUUGGGUGUUAUUUGUUUUCCAAGGACAAUUUGGUCCGUCAAUUUCUCUGCUGUACUUUUGAUCGAGGAUAUUGUACUAGCAUUGAGCUGAUGAGAUACCAUAAAUAUCAAUGUCCAUCUCUCCAGUCCACGUUGCCGGAUCAUUUGCAAUCAAGCUAUUUCGUCGAUUUUCGGGUGGUUUUUCUCUAUUUAUAAAAGUUUUGAUAGAUAUAAACAGGGGUAGAAUCUUGGUUUGCUGAGAGCUGAUUAGCGCAAAGAAUGGAGAGGGAGCAGGAAUUCGAAUGGGAAGCAGCUCAAAGCAUUGAAAUAAGUUUUGACCUUAUCGCCGCAGCGAAACAACAGCUCAAGUUUCUGGCAGCUGUUGAUAGGAACCGUUGGCUAUAUGAAGGCCCAGGUCUAGAUAGGGCCAUUUACAGGUAUAAUGCAUUUUGGCUUCCUUUGCUGGCAAAGCAUUCUGAAUCCCAACUUUUAGAUGGUCCAUUGGUUGUUCCUUUAGAUUGUGAAUGGAUAUGGCACUGUCACAGACUCAAUCCAGUCAGAUAUAAAGUAGACUGUGAGGAGUUCUAUGGGAGAAUUCUUGACAAUCAGAAUGUUGUUUCUUCUGUGGGUGAAGCUUCAAGAAGCACAACUGAAGAAGUUUGGAAGACUUUAUACCCAGGUGAGCCCUAUGAAUUGGAUCUGAAGGGUGCUCUUCAAGAUAACAUUCAUGGAAGGAACGUAGGAGGGGAAAAAUGUACCAAGUAUGAUUUGAUCGCUGCUGUUCAGAGGCAAAGUCCGUUCUUUUAUCAGGUAUCCAGAGCCCAUAUGAUUGAUGAUCGGUAUCUUGAAGGAUCUGUGGCUAGGUACAAAGGAUUUUUGCACCUAAUCAAGAGAAACAAGGAGAGACACAUAAAGAGCUUCUCAGUUCCAACUUAUGACAUUGACCUCAUUUGGCAUACUCACCAGUUACAUCCAGUUUCUUAUUGCAAAGACCUUGUGGAAAUUAUGGGACAGGUUUUAGAACAUGAUGAUACUGAUUCAGACAGAACCAAAGGUCAGAAACUUGAUAUUGGGUUUUCUGGGACCACCAAGACAUUUGAGGAGAUGUAUGGUUCUAGAUAUUGGAGAGCAGGAGCAAUGUACCGUGGUCACACUCCUUCAUCUGUCAGAAGUACUCCUUAUUUUGGCGUAGCAAGUAAGACGUUGACCACUGUCAAUGACAGCCAGAAGAUCAAACUUCCUGAGGUGAAAGUUUUGGAGGUAAUGCUGGAGGCUGUGGGAGUGAGGAAUCUACCAGAAGGACAUAAUGGAAGUCUCUUAUUGUCCUUUAGUAAAACGCAACCUGAUGUUGUCUUCAAUGAAAAGAGGAGUCUAAAAUUUUUUUCUGAAUCUGGAGAGAAACAGGUGGCUUCCUUCCAUUGUCAACCGACUGGCCAUCUAAGCUUUGAACUUAUGUAUUGCUUGGAUUCCAGAUUACAAGCACCAAACUCAUCCAAAACUAUCGGUACCACUUCAAUAUCCCUGGAAGAUUUCCUGUCUUCAGGGUCAAGUCUCAAAAUAGAGAAAUGGCUGGAGUUGUUACCUAAUUCAAACAUCAUACAGUCCAAACCAAUUGGCCUACUAGUGGCUAUAUCCGUUACUAUACCUGUAAAGGUACCGUAUGUACUUCAUACAAUGCGUUCUCAGCCGUUCUCAAAAACUUCCUGCCUGUUCCCACUUCCAGUGAGGGCUCGAUUUGCUAGAAGUUGGACAAACAUCAUUGAUGAGGCUGGAAAUUUGGUCAUGAGCCUACAUAUGAGAAACUCAAAAAAGUCGAGAGGCAAAGGAGAAAGUAUGAGAAAAGAGGUGGCUGGCGUUCUAGAAUCAGGCGAAAAAUGUAUUCUGGCUGAAUUUGCAGAGUCGAAAUGGUUACUAGUAAAUUCUCCUUGGUCCCUUCAGUUUCCAAUAACAAACAAUGAUGAUGGCCACCUGUUGGAGCUGACUGGCCCGCGGACCGUGAGACUUUUCGUUGGUGGAAGAUUGGAUUAUGAGUUGAAGCAUUGUGAGAAACAUAAAGGAUUCGAAAAUCACCUAAUUACUGCAAUAGAAUUUUCUGAUGAAUACCCUUAUGGUAGAGCAGUGGCAUUACUUGAUUUCAAGUCUGGCACUGUGAAGGUCAACGAAGAAUGGUUCCUUCAGCCUGCAUUUGUGCUCACAUUUAUAUUUGCUUAUGUAUUGAGGAAGGAAGGAUGUAAUACCCAUAUUACAGGCAUUAAAACUCCGAAGCAGAAAGGGAUUGCUUUGAUGCCAUCUGAAGGGGGAGCUCGCAGUGAAAGUUGUAAUGCAAAAUGUGGAAACGGGGUUGGAAGUGAUGUGAGGACUUUGGAGUCUGGUGGAUGUGGCGGAUGUGGUGGUUGUGGUGGUGGUGGGUGUGGAAACAUGGCCAGAUGUGGGGGUUGCGGUGGUUGUGGGGGUUGUGGUGGUGGUGGGUGUGGAAACAGGACCAAAAGUGGUGGAUGUGGCAGCGGCUGUAGUGGUGGAUGUGGCGGUUGUGGUGGUUGCGGUGGUUGUGGUGGUGGUGGUGGUUAUGGCUACAAAUCAGGCAAUGUGAUUGGUGCCGGUAAUGGCUACAGUAAUGGACACCCAAAUCAAGCCGUCAUCCCACAGAAUGAGAUACGUGUUGCAUGAGAUGUGAUUACUGCAGUUCAGCGACUCUUGUGUACAUAUAUAUAUAUAUAUAUAUAUAUAUAUAUAUAUACAUGGAUCUUUGAAAUGUCCUGGAAUCAUUGUAUGAUCGUUUCUUGUCGGCAUGAAAUCUGUGUGUUUGUAAACUUCAAUAUAUUCUUCUCUUGUGUACGGAAGUGGAAUAAAGUUGAAGAUGUCUUCUAUGAAA